Messenger RNA from Penicillium longicatenatum, 1014 nucleotides. RefSeq names its product alpha/beta hydrolase. Lineage: Eukaryota; Fungi; Ascomycota; Eurotiomycetes; Eurotiales; Aspergillaceae. The coding region runs from base 1 to 1014 and encodes 337 amino acids. The record is from RefSeq and is a predicted model, not a curated record. Gene Ontology annotation, molecular function: hydrolase activity. The transcript has a single exon.
AUGGCUUCGUCCCGUGGCUGGCUGCUUGUCCAGGCCGUCUUUUGGCGGUUCCUGAUGCGAAUUGGAAUGUUCUUUCACGAUGUCGCUCCACCACGUGUCCCAAAACCUCGCUUUACCCGCAUCGUCGAAUCUGACGCUCACUCCCACUCCGUCGUCAUCCAUUUCUAUUGCCCACCAGACUACGAAGAAAAACGCCGACAAGGUCACCGAUUUCCCGUUACGGUCAAUUUUCAUGGCGGAGGAUUUACUCUCGGCUGCGCUACCGAUGAUUCCCGUUGGGCCGCCGCCAUAGUACAAGAAGUUGGGGCAGUCGUGGCCAGUGUGAGUUAUCGACGGGCGCCAGAACACCCUUUCCCGGCGGCAGUCGACGACGGAGUCGACGCAUUGCUAUAUUUAGCCACCCAUGCUGCCGAUCUGGGAUUGGACGUGAGCCGCGUGGCCCUAAGCGGGUUCUCGGCAGGCGGUAAUCUGGCCGUUACCGUGCCGCUGCGACUCCGCGAGCGACUCUCCACCGAGAUCAAAGAAUCCUUUGGCCGGGCGGAAUCGACCCAAAGAUUGGUAGACCAGACGAAUGAGCUCAAUAUUGUGGCCCUGUUCAGUUGGUAUCCUAUUCUGGAUUUCAUGGAGUCCCGUGACCAUCGCCGGAUGAUGAGUCUCAUGCCGGAUAAGACUCUCCCAUCCUUUUUCACCGAUCUGUUUGAUGCGUCGUAUAUCCCCAAUCUAGAAGAUCUGGCCUCCCCAUUUGCAUCGCCCGUACGCGCCUCCGAUCGUAUGCUGGACGAAGCCUUGCCACGUGACGUCUUCCUGUUUAUCUGUGAAUGGGAUAUGCUCAUGAAAGAGGGUCAGGUUUUCGUCCGUCGCCUAGAGGGCCUUGGAAAGCGUGUCCGUGCGAUGAUGAUUGAGAAGGCCCGACACGCCUGGGAUAAAUCGCCCAAUCCAUUCCGCGACCAGGUCAGCGUAGACGUUCUCUAUCGUGACGCAUGCGCGGACAUGAAGGCCAUUUUCGAUCGGUGA